UUUCUCUUAAAAUUUCUUAUUAAUUACGCAUCGUUUAAUUUUCUCUUUCUGUAUGUAGGUAAACAGGAAUAGCCUACUGCAGGAGUAGCCCACUGUAGUUGCUUCCUUGGCUAGCGAUUUUUGUUAAUGUAAGAUAGCUAACGUUACACAGCUAGUGCCAGCUAUUGCAAAAAAAGGCAGGUAGCGAGCUCGCUGGUUACGAUAAAGAAACCAGUAUCGGGAAAAGCAAAAAUUAAACGCUAAACAGACAGCGAACGCGAGAAAUGGCGACCGAGGUGGAAGCGUGGAACGCACAUGAUGGCGUGUUCUCCUUCGAGAGUGGGCUGGGGGAGGAGGCGGGCAGCUACAGCGACGAGGGGGAGGAGCUGAACGAGGUGGCGGCCAACGGGAGCUGGACGCCGCAGGAGAAGGCCCUCCACGAGGCGCGGCUGAAGGCCAAGGCCAGACGCCGCCUGCGUCGCACCUCCUCCCGCGACUCCGCCCGCGAGUCGCUCUCCGAGGCCCCCGGCGACGCCGGCGCCGACCCGCACAGCCCCAAGGGCAAGAUCAACGGCCAUGAUCGCAAGUCUCGGAUGGGCAAGGGGCGGGGCCUGCCCAAAAAAGGUGGAGCUGGUGGGAAAGGGGUGUGGGGCGUGGCGGGGCAGGUCUAUGAGGUGGAGGAGCCCGACAUCAGGGACCCCAACUACGACGAGUCUUCCCAGGGAGACACGGUUUACGCCACCGUGGUGCCCGAACUGGACGAGGGUGAGCUGGAGAAGACCGUCAACCCCAUCGUGCAGGAGUACUUUGAGCACGGAGACACGAAGGAGGUACAGAUGCUGCUGAAGGAGCUGAACCUUGGCCAUAAGAAGUACGAGUUCUCCUCGCUGGCGGUGUCCCUGUCCCUGGAGGGGAAGGCCAGCCAUCGCGAGCUGACCUCACGGCUACUGUCGGACCUGGCCGGCAGGGUGCUGUCCCAGGACGACAUGGCGCGCGCCUUCGACAAGACGCUGAAGGACCUGCCGGACCUCAUCCUGGACACACCUGACGCCCCACAGAUGCUGGGUCAGUUCAUCGCACGGGCCAUCGCUGACCACGCCCUCCCUAUGGGCUUCCUGGGCCGCUACAAGGGCAGGGUGGACUGCGAUCACGCCAGGGCGGCGCUUGACCGGGCAGCUGUGUUGCUGUCCAUGAAGAGAGAGAUGGUGCGAUUGGACAACGUCUGGGGCGUGGGCGGCGGCCAGAGACCUGUCAGGCACCUCAUCAAAGAGAUGAACCUACUGCUGAAGGAGUACCUCACCUCGGGCGAGGUGUCGGAGGCGGAGCAUUGUCUGCGAGACCUCGAAGUCCCACACUUCCACCACGAACUCGUCUACGAGGCUGUUGUCAUGGUUCUGGAGUCCAAAGGGGAGACGGCAGUCAAAAUGAUGGUGAAGCUCCUGCAGGCCUUCUGGAAGACAGGCCUCAUCACCCUGGACCAGAUGAACAGGGGUUUCCAGCGUGUUUACGAGGAGCUGCCCGAGAUAAACUUGGAUGUCCCCCACGCCCACACCAUCCUAGAGAGCUUCGUGGACCUGUGCUACCAAGAGUCUGUCAUCACCAAACAGCUGCGAGACGCCUGCCCCUCCAGGGGGCGCAAACGCUUUGUGAGCGAGGGCGAUGGAGGCCUGAUUAAGAACUAGAGAAGAACAGCGGCACACUGGUGUCCCCCCCCUCUUCCUCUUCUCCUAGGUGUCCCUAGCCCCCUCCCCCCACCCUGGCCUUCCAUCAGC
Molecule: messenger RNA, 1751 nt
Organism: Megalops cyprinoides (Indo-Pacific tarpon)
Lineage: Eukaryota; Metazoa; Chordata; Actinopteri; Elopiformes; Megalopidae
Product: programmed cell death protein 4-like
Exons: 12
Coding region: 264-1661 (465 amino acids)
Biological process (GO): negative regulation of DNA-templated transcription
Cellular component (GO): cytosol; nucleus
Source: RefSeq, a predicted model, not a curated record